GCAACGUUGGACACAGGUCGGAUAGAAGCCGUGGCGAACACCGCAUUCGAUGUUUCUUUGAUGGUGAUGGGCACCGUAGCACUGUGCCAACCACGGUGUACUGGCUAUAGUAGUCGACAUAUGGAAGCCUUGGUACGACCAUUUGUUUGA
Molecule: messenger RNA, 150 nt
Organism: Bipolaris oryzae ATCC 44560
Lineage: Eukaryota; Fungi; Ascomycota; Dothideomycetes; Pleosporales; Pleosporaceae
Exons: 1
Source: RefSeq, a predicted model, not a curated record